Molecule: messenger RNA, 633 nt
Organism: Rhododendron vialii
Lineage: Eukaryota; Viridiplantae; Streptophyta; Magnoliopsida; Ericales; Ericaceae
Product: histone H3.2
Exons: 1
Coding region: 79-489 (136 amino acids)
Cellular component (GO): nucleosome
Molecular function (GO): protein heterodimerization activity; structural constituent of chromatin; DNA binding
Source: RefSeq, a predicted model, not a curated record
AACAAUCCCUCCAAAACGCACAACAAACCCUAGAUUUCAAAAACAGAAAACAGAAAAGAAGAAGGUCCUUGUUCUGCAAUGGCUCGCACAAAGCAAACUGCCCGCAAGUCCACCGGCGGCAAGGCCCCGCGCAAGCAGCUCGCUACCAAGGCGGCCAGGAAGUCGGCCCCGGCCACCGGCGGCGUGAAGAAGCCCCACCGUUUCAGGCCGGGGACGGUGGCGCUGAGGGAGAUUAGGAAGUACCAGAAGAGCACGGAGCUUCUGAUCAGGAAGCUCCCGUUCCAGAGGCUGGUGCGGGAGAUCGCGCAGGACUUCAAGACCGACCUGCGGUUCCAGAGCUCGGCCGUGGCUGCGCUCCAGGAGGCCGCGGAGGCGUACCUGGUGGGGCUGUUUGAGGACACCAAUCUGUGUGCCAUUCACGCCAAGAGGGUGACUAUUAUGCCUAAGGACAUUCAGCUCGCUCGCCGCAUUAGGGGCGAGCGUGCUUAGGGGUUUGGUUUACUUGGCUCUGUAUGGUUGUUUUAGGGUUUAGUUUCUCCUAUGUAUGUUUGGUUUUGAAGUUGGCUCUCAUGUUCAGUUACUGUGAAAAUGUCUAUGGAAUGAAAAGUGAAGUGUUUUGUUGUUGAUUGGCCA